UGUGUGUGUGUGUGUGUGUGUGUGUGUGUGUGUGUGUGUGUGAGAGAGAGAGAGGGUGGUUAGGUACUGUGGGAUUCUUUCAUCAGUUUGGUUCAUUGGACAGGUCAGAGUCUAUGUUUGAAGUGGUGGAGUGGGUUUUGGCAAUACAAUUUAGAUGUAUUCAUGGAUUUAGCUGUUGAAAUUUCGUCCCAGACCCCCCUACUGGCUGUAGGCUAAGCCACCAAUGUCUUCAAAUCCUGGGGGAGAGAGGAGCUACUACCCCUGGGGAGAGAGGAGCUGCUACCCCUGGGGAGAGAGGAGGUGCUACCCCUGGGGAGAGAGGAGCUGCUACCCCUGGGGAGAGAGGAGGUGCUACCCCUGGGGAGAGAGGAGCUGCAACCAGGAGAGACUGCGACCAUGCUCUAUAAGAGCUUAACGUUUGUUGAUUGUUGUGGAACGUUUGUCAGGAGCUUCAGUGAUGAAGACUGCUGAACUUGCUGAUGUUUCACAAUAUGCCAUGGCCGUCUCAGUCACCAGGUCUCAACCUAAUUGAACACUUACCACCAACAAAACACCAAAUGAUGGAAUUUCUUGUGGAAGAAUGUGUCACAUCCCUCCAAUAGAGUUCCAGACAGUUGUAGAAUGUAUGCCAAGGCUCAUUGUAAGAGCUGUUAAGAGAGAGGGAGUGGAGAGAGAACAGGCAGAACCUGAUAUGUAAAUGAGCAGAGUAAACGAAAGCAACUUCGACGACCUAAUGAUCAUUCCAGACUCUGUUUCUAUUGAGAGAUAAAAGGGGUCCGUUCUCUAAAAUGAGUCUCUCUGGGGAGAGAGAGGAGGUUGGGGAACAUGACACCAAAGCUAAGAGACCAAUAAAGCGGAAGAGACCAGCCUCCCCUGUUCCCAGCUGUGUGUCCAUGAAGAGUGACUGCUCUAUGGAACCUCCUAUAUUCUUUAGAGAGGGAGACUUUUCUACUGAACAAAGAAACCAACAGGAGAGAUCCGAGUCAGAUAUUGUCAGUGGUCAGUCUCCCCCAAGUCAUCAAACAGACCUGGACUCCAUAUUCAGUUUGCUUGAAGAGAAUAUUAUGACAUUUAUGAAGAACGAGCUGAAGAUGUUCAAGAGGAUUCUUAGUCCAGAACUCCCAGAAGGCUUUGAGAGUCAGAAGCAGGAUAAGGAAAGCCAGAUGAGCUUGUUGUGA
This is a messenger RNA of Salmo salar (Atlantic salmon), 1178 nucleotides long. Lineage: Eukaryota; Metazoa; Chordata; Actinopteri; Salmoniformes; Salmonidae. The record is from RefSeq and is a predicted model, not a curated record.